AUGCCGCGCACUCCCAAGUGGAUCCCGUGCGCCUGUGGGUACCACUGGGCCUGGAAACGCCAGGUCGAGUCGGGUGAAAACACCCACUGUGCGUACUGCGGCAGAAACUGGCAGAAGCAGCUGGCAAAGCAGCAAGCAAACAAGGAAGCCCGGGCCGAGAACUCCCAGAGCCCCCGAGCUGUCUGGGAGGACGGUCGCACCAAAGGCAAGGGAAAAGGAGAGGGAAAGGGUUCUAAGAACCUACCAGGUGGCAAAGUCGGCGCGGUGCUUGCGGGUCUUUGGAAAGACCUGCCAGAGGCUGCCCAGAAAGCCUUUCAGGAGGUCGGGUACAGCCCACCUCGGCCGAAAGGGCCACCGCCACCCCCACCAGGACUGGACCUCCAGUCCCUCCUUAAGGGUAGGAUGACCGAGAAGGAGUACAACGCUGCCAGGGCCGUGGUCUACGCGGGGGCAGGGCUCCACGUCCAGACCCUUUUGGAGGCCGCGGGGAUCCCCCCUCCACCAGAUGAGGACCUCGACCGGCCGGAGCCCACGCCCCAGGAGAAGCUGACCAGGUGUGUCAGUGACUUCAAGAAGGCCACCAACCAGAUGAAGAAUCUGGUGGAGAAGAAGGCCAAGCUCCAGGCCCGAGCGGACAAGCUCAAGCAGGAGCUGGAAAAGCUCAUUGGGGACGUGGACCAGGUCGACAAGGACAUCAAAGCCAAGGAUGUCGAGAUCCAGGAGACGGCCAAGGCUUUCAAAGAGAUGACGGCGGACUCCACCAGCACCGCCUUCAGCGCCUUGGAGGCGGUCCUUUCGGAGGCUGGUCAUGAGCUCAAUGAAGCCACCCGCGCCAAAAUGAAGGCUGCCUUGGUCGGGAAGGAGGACCUCCCCCCGGACCCCUUCAUCGUGGGUUUCCGAGGGCAUGAUGAGUACUUCCCUCGAGAGAUGCCCCCCAUGUAUGGGCCUGCCCGCACCGAUCCGCAUGGGAAGCGCCCCACACCUUUGGAAGGGACGAAGCCGGAGGCAGCGACAACCCCGAAUAGGGGCGCCUAG
Symbiodinium sp. CCMP2592 is the source of this 1035-nucleotide messenger RNA. The record is from the annotation of a GenBank genome assembly. NCBI's taxonomy places the organism in Eukaryota, Dinophyceae, Suessiales, Symbiodiniaceae.